This is a messenger RNA of Harpia harpyja (harpy eagle), 1601 nucleotides long. Its product is annotated as guanylyl cyclase-activating protein 1-like. NCBI's taxonomy places the organism in Eukaryota, Metazoa, Chordata, Aves, Accipitriformes, Accipitridae. Gene Ontology annotation, molecular function: calcium ion binding; calcium sensitive guanylate cyclase activator activity. The transcript is spliced from 4 exons. The record is from RefSeq and is a predicted model, not a curated record. The coding region runs from base 112 to 678 and encodes 188 amino acids.
CUUAACUGACAGUAAUGUCAAACGUGGACAGGAGCAGACAGGCAGUGCUGUGAGAGCAACAGGAGGAAGAAGAUCAUUCCUAUAGCAUCAUUCUUCUGACCACGCAUACGCAUGGGGAACAAUAGCAGCUCCACAGUGGAUGAUCUGCAGGCUAUCGAGAUCCACCACUGGUACAAAAAGUUCAUGACGGAGUGUCCUUCUGGACAGCUGACAGAGCAUGAAUUUAAACAGUUCUUUGGGCUUCGAGGGCUGGAUCCAGAGGCCAAUGAGUACAUUGAGCAGAUGUUCCGCACGUUUGAUAUGAACAAGGAUGGAUAUAUUGACUUCAUGGAGUAUGUGGCUGCCCUCAGCCUUGUUCUCCGUGGGAAGAUGGAGCAGAAAUUGCGGUGGUAUUUCAAGCUCUAUGAUGUAGAUGGCAAUGGCUGCAUUGAUCGACAUGAAUUGCUCAACAUCAUUAAGGCUAUUCGAGCUAUUAAUGGUGGUGACCAUGAAACUAGUGCAGAAGAGUUCACCAACCGAGUUUUCAACAAAAUUGAUGUGAACGGAGAUGGUGAACUUUCUCUGGAUGAAUUUGUGGAGGGAGCAAGGAAAGACAAGGAGUUCAUGGAGGUGAUGAUGAAAAGCUUGGACCUGUCACACAUUGUGGCCAUGAUCAACAACCGUCGGCAUAGUGUAUAAAUCAAGCUAGGAGAAGACACUGUGCCAAUAGACUGAACGGUGUACACACACCAGAAAGGAGAGACAGCAUUUUUUAAAACAAACAGAAUUGCCAUAAACACAACUAUGGAAGUAGGAACAGAAAGACACUGCUAUAUUUGUGUGUCUGAGUGCAUGUUUCUGUACAAAUAUUGAAGCUCAGCCGCAUACGUGCAAGGCGGGUUCAGAAAAACUGGAUCUGGGUUGGCAGUAUUUGACUUGAGUUCCUAAAAUUUAAAGGCCAAGUUUCAGGGCACAAAUUUCCUCCUUAUUUUGUGUCCCAGAUUGUCACUUUGCAAUGGACUAAAAGUAACGCUAAGUUUGUGAAAAGCAGUAGCAGAACUGGAUGAUGGAGUGUGGAAAAUUUCUGACACGUACAAAAGAGGAGCUUCAAACUGUUAUCAAUGUAGAGAAGUAUCAAAAGAAUGUAACUUCCACUGUUCUUGUCAUGGUGUUAGAUCAUAAACACCAGCAUGUUUUUCCAUACCAGAUGUGCUUGGAUUUGGUAGUCUCUACAGAAGUAGCUUUAUUCAUAAGAUCUCAAGAGCUGAAAGAAAAAUCAGUCUUUAAGGCCGAUAGUGGCAAAUCUGUUCCCAGCUGCACUGUCAGUAAUGCUGCUGUUUCCAGCUUUCUGUGAUCAAAGAACUCUUUAUCAAACAAGUCAACAGUUUAGAAGCAGCUUCUGUAACUAGAGAAAAUACGCUGCUCAGUUUCCCAAAGCAGAAGAAUUACCUGAGAGAUUUACACUCGUUGUCCUACUACUCUCCUCUCAUACAAUGGAAUAAAUGAAGUAUGUGAAGAUGAUCCUAAUGUUGUUUCUUCACACAUCCUUUAUUGGUCUUUCUUUUUAUUCUUGGGGGGAAGAUCUAAGAAGCAAAAGAAACAACUCAGCAAGGUGACUUGUG